Blastomyces gilchristii SLH14081 is the source of this 2392-nucleotide messenger RNA. RefSeq lists its product as hypothetical. The coding region runs from base 962 to 2392 and encodes 476 amino acids. The transcript has 5 exons. Lineage: Eukaryota; Fungi; Ascomycota; Eurotiomycetes; Onygenales; Ajellomycetaceae. The record is from RefSeq and is a predicted model, not a curated record.
UUAUGUUCAACCAACCAACCAAUCAACUCAUCAACCAAUCAUCAUUAAUCAGCCUUCAACUUUUUCUUCAGUGCAACCAUCAACCAUCAACCAUCAACAAUCAACAAUCAACAAUCAACCUCAUCACCAACCACCAAAUCACUAAGUUACUUACUCUGUAUUGACCAGACACUGCAAAUAAUAAUCUGCAUUGAGAGAGGAGUCUGAGAACUAAUUAGUGAGAUCUGAUUUCAAACCCCCCCCUCUUUCUGGCCUCCUCUUUCAUCACUUUCUUUGGUAGAAGAGUGGGCUCUGAAACUGAAACUGAUGCUCUCAUUCAACACAGUCAGUUCAACACUACAAAUAUCAUUUCAUUCUCUUGUGUCUCUGAUUGAAAACAAAAUCCUGAACAGACGGCACCUACUGGCUUCAGCUCUCAUCUAUCUCCAUCCAUUCUUUCUUCUCAUCUAUCUGAGCUCUACCAUCUAUCCCCUUCUAUUCUUCUAAUUCUCAUCUCAUUUGCAUUUGUUAUAAUUAAUUAUAUAUACAUCUACACGCUCGAUUAUAUAUUAUAUAUCAUGCCAACUCUACCAUCCCGCCCCGACGAGGAGCCGCAGCAGCGGGGUCCCUGGUCUAGCUCUCCUGCUCCUGCCCCUGAGAAUAUCAGCAGCAACGAAAAUAAUAAUAAUAAUAAUAAUAAUAAUAAUGAUGAUGAUACCCAGAAGGAGAUACCCAAGGAGACACCGCAACCAACAACAUCAACAAUGACCCCUCAUUACCAGAAAAAGGAUGACUGGCCACCCGAACGGCUGGCCAAUCUGUACAUGCUGCGCCUGCAGAACUCGAAGAUGAACUGGGAUGAAUUUCAGGAUACAUUCUACCCGAACUAUCAUACUCAAGUGAGGUUCAAGUUCUAUGAAGCACGAAACCUUGCGGCUAAAAAUGCAUUGGUAAUUAUUAUUACUUCUUUCUCUAUCAAGAUAUGAAAAAACAAAAUAUCUCUCCCGCCCAUCUUCCAAACAACAUGCAGCCCCGGAGCCGCAAGCCCGGACAUACACGUGAGAAGUUCUACGGUGAAAGCGAAGUGGAUGACUCCGACACUGAUAGUGAGGGUGGUGAUAUCAUGUAUCAGACUGAGAAUACCUCUGCAGGCCCUGAUAUCGCUAGCGCAUCACACACCCUAGCCAGCAAGCCGAAACCAAAACCGAAACCUACGUCAACCCCAUCAGGACGCAGAGGCGCGGGGCCCACACCUGUUUCCACAGGGACCAGAUCAGGGGCACGCCCAGCCAAGCGCCCGCGCAUUAGCACGUCAUCGCGCCCUGCCACGCCGUCUACACCCGCAUAUCCCACCACUACUACCACCAUAACCACCGUUAACCGUACUCGUAAACCCGCCUCUACGCCAUCGCACACCCACCCACAUGCACAGGCACAUACCCACCCAUCAUCAACAACUCCAGCACCAGCGCCAACCUCAGCGCCGGCCACAGCUACAGUUACAGCACCAACCUCCACCAGCGAAUUCGGCUCCAAGAUCCGCUUCGACCGCCUCAACCUCACCGACUGGACUUACAUCUACCACCUCGCCAAGGCCUGUCCGGCCGAGCGCGAGCGGGCCGAUGCCCUCUCUCUUCGCGACAGGGAGCAGUUGCGGACCAUUGCGGAGAUGCGCAAUCGGAUGGUGGAGAUGGAGGCGGAGAUGGAGGAGAUGAGGCGGCGGAUGGAGGAGAGGGAGGCAGAGGCUGCGGCUGCGGCUGCGGCUGCGGUGGAGGUGGGUGUGGGUGUGGGUGUGGGUGUGCAGGGAGUUGAGAAGCAGGAGCACGAGCACGAGCACGAGCAGGAGCAGGAGCAGGACGGAACCGGGCAGGCGGAUCCAACCUCACCAUUAUCAUCCCUCCUAGGAACCCACCAUGGCGAUGAUGGUGAUGGGGAAGGUCCUACCGCUACACCACCAUCACCAUCAACAAUAGCAGCAGCAGCAACGCAAGUCUCCACGGCGCUCAAGACGCGCACGGUAGAGCUGGCGACGCUAUUCGACGGGCUGUGGAAGGCGAGUUUGAAAUUCAUCCCGCCGUUUCAGCUGGAGGAGAUGGGGAUGCAGAGGGAGUGUGAGGCCGUGGUGGGGAAGAUUGGCGAGAUUGAGGGGGUUGCGGAGGAGUUGGGGAGGGUGGGGAGGGGGAUGCAGAUGCAGAUGCAGAUGCAGAUGCAGGUGCAGGUGCAGGUGCAUGGGAAUGGGAAUGGGAAUGGGAAUGGAGAUGGAGAUGGAGAUGGAGAUGGAGAUGGAGAUGGAGAUGGAGAUGGAGAUGGAGAUGGACGUUGGGAUGGGGAAGGGGGUGAAGGUGUUGCUGGUGGUGACGAUGGUGGUGAUGUUGGUAGUGGGAUGAGGAUUUCGUUUGCAGUUGAAGGAUGA